AAGUGCUAGUGCAGGGCAAAUAGCGAAUCUUGAGUGUGAUUAGGAGAGUUUGGACUACGGUGGUGCAUCAACAGACAUCCGAGAACCAGGAGAGACACACACUCACCUGUGGAGCUGCAGGAACACACGCGACUUGUGCUCUCUGAAUUUCAUCGAAGCAUUCGGUUGAGCAUUCAGAAAUGACGGACACUCUCAUUCCCAAUGGCUGCAAAAGCAACGGACCGGUGGAAAACGGCUACUUCAAAAAGGGAUGUAAUCCAUUUGCUCAGACUGGCCGCAGUAAGCUGCAGAAUAAGAGAGCAGUCCUGAACCAGAAAAUCAUCAAGCAGAUGCGGAUGAGAGCUGGAGCUGAGAACCUUCUUAAGGCGACUUCCAAUAAUAAAGUUCGGGAGCAGGUGGUGCUGGAGUUGAGUUAUGUCAACUCAGAUUUACAGCUUCUUAUGGAACAGCUGGAGGGACUCAACAGCUCUGUGGAAGUUUAUCAGAACGUACAAGAGUCAUCCAGCAUCCCGCUCAUUCCCCUGGGACUGAAGGAGACAAAAGAUGUGGAUUUCUCUGUUCCUCUCAAGGACUUCAUCCUGGAACACUACAGUGAAGAUGGCUCAAACUUCCAGAAUCAGAUCGAUGACCUCAUGGACCUAAGACAGGCUUGUCGGACACCCAGUCGCAACAAUUCUGGUGUAGACUUGAUUGCCAACUACUUCAGUCAACUUUCCUUCCUGGAGACUCGAUUCUUCUCCCCUACACGUCAGAUUGGCAUUUUUUUCACCUGGUAUGACUCCUUCACUGGCAUGCCUGUGUGCCAGAAUAACAUCUCCCUGGAGAAAGCCAGCAUGCUCUUUAACAUGGCAGCGCUCUACUCACAGAUUGGCACUCGUGCUGACAGACAGACACUAGCAGGACUCGAGGACGCCAUCGCUGCCUUCCAAAAAUCUGCAGGCGUGCUGCACUUACUGAAGGAGACCUUUACACACACCCCCAGCUAUGAUAUGAGCCCUGCUAUGCUGAGUAUGCUGUUCCGGCUGAUGCUAGCACAAGCGCAGGAGUGCCUGUUUGAGCAGAUCACUCUGCCAGGAAUCCGAAAUGAGUUCUUCUGCCUGCUCAAAAUGGCCCAAGAAGCUGCCAAGGUGGCAGAGACAUACGCUCAAGUGCACCAGUCCAUGAUCGAGACCCCCAUUACGAAGAACGUGCCCUUUUUCUGGACCACCAUGUCCCAGCUCAAGAUCAAUCACUACAACUCUUUGGCCCAUUACUUUGUGUCCACCGCUCUGCUAGACCACCAGUUGAAUCCCAGUGAUGAUGAGGACAAGCAAGAGAAGGCUCUCUCACAGCUGUAUGAUGCCAUGCCAGAGGGACGCUCUCCUCUUGACAUCCUGAAGAACAAGGAUGAGAGACGGAGGAUAGGUAAAGCUCAUCUACAGCGCUCCAUCAUGGGACACGAAGAGGCCAUCCGCACACAUUGUCGCUGUCGACACCUGCAAAAACUGGACAUCCUGAGUGACAUCCUGCGUGCUAGCCUCAAUCGCUCUCUCACUAAGUUCGAACAAAACGACAAGGAAGACGAGUUCACAGACUACAUGCUUGCACCAGAUAUUAUCUCUAAAACGGAAAAGAAAGCUGAGAUGGAGAUUCCAGCGGCCACCAAGGGGCCUUUGUCAGUGUUUUCAGCGAAGCAGAGGUGGACAGCUCCGCGCACCAUCAGGCUCAUACUGCAGGACAGAGACCUCGGGUUUACGCUCAAGGGAGAUGCACCCGUUCAGAUACAGUCACUCGACCCCCUUUGUCCCGCUGCAGCCGGUGGACUGAAAGAGGGCGAUUACCUUGUUGCUGUGGGUGACACCGAUUGUAAAUGGAUGGGAGUGAGUGAUGUCAUGAAGCUUUUAAAGGAUGUGGAUGAAGAGGGCAUCAACAUCAGGGUUGUCAGCAUGAUGGACAGCAGCAGCCAACCAAUGGCAACCAAGAGCGCUACGUACUGCGGCGGCCUGUCCAAGACAUACUCCAUGAUCUGCCUGGCACACGACGAGGACGAUAAAAACCCCAAGUCUCGCAAGGUAGCAAAGAAACCAUCAUUCCUCAGCUUUGGUCUCAAGAACAAGAAAAGCAGCAGCACGCUGAGUCUCCCUAAUGCAGAUUACAGCAGGCCCUGGAACAGACCCUCAGCCAACUACUCCAAUUCGCAUCACGAAAGCGGCCUCUACUAAAACACACAAAACUGGAGUCAGAAAAGAGGGAAAGCUUCGUAGAGAGAUUAAAAUUAUUUUGCACGGACUU
Molecule: messenger RNA, 2271 nt
Organism: Danio rerio (zebrafish)
Lineage: Eukaryota; Metazoa; Chordata; Actinopteri; Cypriniformes; Danionidae
Source: RefSeq, a predicted model, not a curated record